Messenger RNA from Gracilinanus agilis (Agile Gracile Mouse Opossum), 2069 nucleotides. It is a transcript of the gene HDHD2, whose product is annotated as haloacid dehalogenase like hydrolase domain containing 2. The coding region runs from base 179 to 958 and encodes 259 amino acids. The transcript is spliced from 7 exons. NCBI's taxonomy places the organism in Eukaryota, Metazoa, Chordata, Mammalia, Didelphimorphia, Didelphidae. Gene Ontology annotation, biological process: dephosphorylation. The record is from RefSeq and is a predicted model, not a curated record. Gene Ontology annotation, molecular function: phosphatase activity.
CUGAGCUUCCGCAGAAAGCGCUUUGAAUUCGCAGCUGUUAUAUUAUCCCCUCUUCUGCUCAGAGGCCGGUGACUUUCCUGGGUUCGAGGGGCUACAUCGGGACGGAAGAAAUAGCGGAGGCCGUAGCGGUUGGCCCAGGGUUCGGCUGUCGCCUUUAUUUCUGAAGGGGGAAUGAACGAUGGCAGUACGCCAUGUAUUAAAAGCCGUUUUGGUAGAUCUCAGUGGCACACUUCACAUUGAAGAUGCAGCUGUACCAGGCGCACAGAAGGCUCUUAAGAGGUUACGUGCUGCUCCUGUUACCAUUAGGUUUGUGACAAAUACAACCAAAGAGAGCAAGGAGGACUUGUUAGAGAGACUGAGAAGAUUGAAUUUUGACAUCUAUGAGCAUGAGAUAUUCACUUCUCUGACAGCAGCCAGAAACCUAGUGCGGGAGCAUCAAGUUAGGCCCAUGUUGCUGGUUGAUGACCGGGCACUAGCAGAAUUUCGUGGGAUAGCAGUAAAUGAUCCCAAUGCUGUGGUUGUAGGAUUGGCACCACACUGUUUUAAUUAUGAAGUUCUAAAUCAGGCAUUCCGGCUACUACUGAAUGGUGCUAUUUUUAUAGCAAUACACAAGGCCAGAUACUAUAAAAGGGAAGAUGGCCUUGCUCUGGGACCUGGACCAUUUGUGGCUGCUUUGGAGUAUGCGACGGACACCAAAGCCAUUGUGGUGGGGAAGCCAGAGGGAAAAUUUUUCUUGGAAGCAUUGCGUGGCCUUGAUUGUACACCAGAAGAAGCCGUUAUGAUUGGAGAUGACUGUAGAGAUGAUAUUGGUGGAGCUCAGAGUAUUGGCAUGCUAGGUAUCUUGGUGAAAACAGGGAAAUAUCGAAAGGACGACGAAGGGAAAAUUACUCCACCUCCUCACUUAGUCUGUGAUAAUUUCCCAGAAGCUGUGGAACACAUUUUACGUCUUUUACUAUAAGAGAGGAUGCCAACGUGAAAUGUAACAAUUUAUUUCCCAGAACACAUCUCUGUAAACUCUUUGGGUCAGAAUAUAUGGAAAUGGUCACAAUCUCAUUGUAAUCCUCCUUUGGUGUACAUUAAAUUAGAGGAAAAGGCAUUGAACUUCACUAAUCCCUCCAGUUUUACUUUGUAAACAUGUUAAGAAACAAAAUGCUGAAAUUUUGUGCCAUUCCUUUUAAAAUAUUCAUCAGGUUAGGCAGCCCUAGGAGAGAAAAUCUGCCACAGGGAAGAGUGGUUUUUUUUAACUUACUGUGGGAAGGGGCAGUAUUCAGAGUGUGAAUAAAGUUGAAUCGGUUUUUUAAAUUGUAAAGCAAUGCAUUGAAAGGUGCAUCCUCCUAUAGUUUUAGUAUUGAUUGCAGCUGUGAAAUCCAUCAGAUAUUUGAAGCAAAUGGAACAUGUAGGAAAUAAAAUGAAUUAUCCCCUAGACCAAGCAGUCAAGUGAAUUUGCUUUAACGAAUCAUGAAAACUAGAUUAUCUGCUGUAUUAUUCCCAUCACGGGUGACUUUUUUUUUCUCUUCAUUAGCCAGAAAUGACUAAUUUAAAUUUAGAGCCUGAUUUUAAUUUAAAAUAAUAUUACCAUUAAUAACCUAUUCAUUGCAGAUACCUAUUAUACUGUGUAACAGUUGUUUUGGAAAUUUUAUGUAAAAUUAAAACUAUCAGUAUUUUACAGAUGUUUUAAUUAGACAUUGUUAUUAACAGGAACAGUGCAGAAACUAAAAUCAAGCCUUUAAUGUCUUAUAGACCAUGCAUUUUUGAAGUUACUGUCCACCAGGGUCCUAUUAACUGUACAUUUGUAAGAUUUCAUUAUUUUUCCUUCUAACACUAUGGGAAAAAUCUUUUAGAAGCUACUGGGACAUAUUCAAGCUUUUAUGUACUUGGUUAGUACAGCUGUAAAAUGAAAUCUCCGUCAUUUAGCAUGGAUCAUUCUUCUCAUGUUAAAUCCACCAAAAUGAAGGGGCCUAGGUUGGUAAUGAUUUCCCUAGCACAUUUGCAUACUGUGAUAUUCCUGGUCCUUUGCAAUUGUUGUACAGGGAGGGCUCUUGGGCAUUAAAUUAUUAGAAUGUAAUUGU